Messenger RNA from Melospiza melodia melodia, 539 nucleotides. Its product is annotated as protein unc-13 homolog A-like. The transcript has 3 exons. Gene Ontology annotation, cellular component: synaptic vesicle membrane; terminal bouton; plasma membrane. Lineage: Eukaryota; Metazoa; Chordata; Aves; Passeriformes; Passerellidae. Gene Ontology annotation, molecular function: syntaxin-1 binding; calmodulin binding; diacylglycerol binding. Gene Ontology annotation, biological process: presynaptic dense core vesicle exocytosis; synaptic vesicle priming; synaptic vesicle maturation. The record is from RefSeq and is a predicted model, not a curated record. Bases 126 to 416 code for a protein of 96 amino acids.
CUGGACACAGAAGCCAGUGAUAUCCUCAAGGAGCUGCAGGUGAAGCUUAACAACGUCCCUGGAUGAUCUGAGCCGAGUGUUUGCCACCAGUUUCCAGCCCCACAUCGAGGAGUGUGUGAAGGCAGAUGGGUGACAUCCUGAGCCAGGUGAAGGGCACCGGCAACGUCCCCGCCAGCACCUGCAGCAGCGUGGCGCAGGACGCCGACAACGUCCUGCAGCCCAUCAUGGACCUGCUGGACAGCAACCUGACGCUCUUUGCCAAGAUCUGCGAGAAGACGGUGCUGAAGCGGGUGCUGAAGGAGCUCUGGAAGCUGGUGAUGAACACCAUGGAGAAGACCAUCGUGCUGCCCCCUCUCACAGACCAGACGGUGAGUGAUGGGCAGAGGGACCAGGGGCCCUGGGACACAGGUGACUGACUGGGGCAGUGUGGGACAUGGCUGGCCAGGUGCCCUCGUGGCAUAUGUGGUGAGGGUGGGGACUUCUCUGAUGUCCCCAAACCUGUGUCCAGCUCCUGGCCAGGGAAAGGAUGGAAGAGAGAA